UGUUGUCCUCCCGAAAGUAAAAUCCGCUAUUUUCGAUUCGCCAAUAUUUCUGCUGUUAUUAGUAGUACGUACAAUCCGUUCAUCAUGGCCUGCGCUACGGUUGUGAAGUAUCGAGAGGUGCCGCUGCUGCAACACCAAAUCGUCAAAAACUCGCCGAAAAGCAUUAAAGUUUCGGGUGGUGGCUACCAUACGAUGCUCGUGGAUUCGAAGACAUCGGAAAUAUCUGGAGGGUUUAGUUUCGCAGCGCUUUCCAAAGGACGCCAUAAGCAAACUCCCUUCAUCUACUGGCGAACAUUGCGGGAAACCAUUUAUCUUACCGAAACAUGCCUGCACAGGAACGAUGUAUGUCACGAGGUGAAAAUAACGUUCGAAGCAAGUCCCAUAAUAGCGGUGGCAAUUCAUGCACACUCGACCACGAAAGCAUUUCUGCUGAUCACCACCACAACCAGUUUUCAUCGCAUUCCGAUCGAUCGACCGAUGCAUGGCGAUCAUCAGAUGCAUAUCGAACAGGACUCAAUUCUACUCAAGCUGAACGAAACGGUUAUCAGCGAUCCACUGAAUUGCUACACAUUCAUUAAUGAUGUUGGUCAAUCGCUGCCGGUUACAGCAUCGGCGAUACAUUGCCCUGAAUUCAAUCAUACCAAGUUCGCUAUUGCCACCGUAUCUUCGCUGCAUCUGUUCACCAUGGAACUGGGCGUCGAGAAAACGGUGGUUAAGUUUGUGGAACUGGAACACAAGCCUCUGUCAAUCUCCAAGUUCAUUAAUACAAUCGCCGACUCAUGGCGCGGCAAAUCGCACACUAGCCAAGUGGUAACGAUGUGCUUCGGCACGGCUGGUGUUGCUAAUGGCCAUCCGCUGCUCUACACGCUACACCGUGACGGUGCAUUGCGCGUUUGGCUGCAUUGUGGUCGCUUUAUGGCGGCGGAAUAUCUUUCUAAAUACACCCAAGGCAGUGAGACGGAGUUUCACAGUUGCGUGUUGCGCGGCUCGACCUCUCUCGUGGCGCUGUACUUUUCUUUUCAAACAUUUUCCGAAUUCAUCAUUCUUCGACCGGAGGCGACGAAAGACUCACUCGUACUGCAAAACGCUGGCACGAUUAUGGCUCCGAACUUUGAUUUGAUCGAUUUCAAGUUGACUGACCAUUGGCUGUGGGCAUUGUGGUGCAACGCCGAAGGAGAAAUGCAAACCCUGGCCUAUGCGUUGACGGCGGACGAACGGCUUUCGGAGAAAGAUGCAAAUGUUUGGUUACCGGUCGUUCUGGAAAAUGCUACCGAAGGUGAACUUCCCGUCGUUGAUGCUGGCACGGAUAUGAGAGACUUGUACUGUAACCGCAUUUUCCAUUCGGGGCUCUUUCCGGACAAAGUGAUUCGUAAAACGCUAACGAUGUUCAAUCGCAACCUCGCGGGUGUUGUAACGGGUGGCGCAACCGGUAGCACUAUGGUCCGCCUGAAGCGAUACGUACUGGCCUGCAUCGAAAGUCAACUGCAACAGGAACGAUCCAACAUCCGCCAGAAUGCGCCACUGGACGAUGAGCAGCUGCUCGAGCUGUCGAACGGUUUGUGGGAAAAGUUUUACCUAUACUGCACGCAGUAUAGCUACGAGUCUUCCCGACCCGUUGGACUGUUUUUGUUGGAGGAAACUCCAGCCGGCAUCGAGGAGCUACCAACGGCGAUAACGGUCGGCAUAGUGCGUAAAAAGUACAUCAGUUUCUUCCGUCCAUGCGAUCCUUUGGAGAUGGCCUACUAUACGCUACCAUUGGCCGAAGUGGACAAUAAUGAUGCCGGAAUGGUGGGAAGCAGCGGCAAUGAGCUUCUAUCCGGUGAAGUAGUUCUACUGGUUAACUUUCUGCGCGAAAUGGAUCAAAUAUUUUUGCCCGAACAAAAGCAUGAGCUAGACAGCUACAUACAUCAGCGUCGAGGAAAUAAGGCCGGCGGAGACGAUCUCUCAGCCAUCGGAGCAGCUCAAAAUCAGGAGCUCAUCCACAAAAUGAUGCCGGCUUUUCUGCAAAGGAUGGAGGAUUUGCCGGGUUCGAUUGGUCUGUUAUUGCGCUACCUUAAGCCCGCCGAUCAGCGUGAUGAUGCGUUAGGCGGAUGCGUUGCACGGGAAUCGGAAAGCUAUGUGCACAUCUCGACCGGCGAGGGACUAGCCAGUGAGCUGGUACUUGUUACCGCUAAGCAGAUGAUUCAGUUGCGUUACCUUUUACUACGCAACCUGUUGCUACUGCAGCACAUUGUACAGCAUCAUGCCAACCUGUCGUAUGAUUUGCUCGAUCCGAUACAAUCCACCUACAGACCGGAUACGGAAACCAUGCUUCGCUGCUAUCAUGUGAUGAAUUGGAUCGCACAAACCCGCAUCGACCUCGAUUGGACGAAGACCACUAAGAUUGCUGCUUCAUUUCCUCUAAACCUUCGCACAUCCAUGUCGCUGCUUCAAGCGUAUGCGAUUUCUCGGCUUAAUGACGAGGCGCUCUCCGGUGUAAGGGAACUCUCUGUGGCAUCGUGCGAAAGCAGCAUUGGUGAUGCACUCCCGUUUUUACAAAAAUCCAACCUCAUAAUUAGUAAGAUAUGUCCUUCGAGUGAUGAUUUUCUUUUCGGCGAAUGGCUAUCGGAUAAUGAUCUGCAUGUUCUGAUCGACGAGUACGUGCGACUGCUUAGCCAUUGGUGUGAAUGGAAUUGUUGCUCAAGAAAUUUCAUCCAAGCGAAAUCGUACCUCAUGCUUGGUGAAACUGCCAAGGCACUCGAUUUGUUCCCGCUCUCGUUGAAGGGCAUUCAAAACGAACGCUUUUUGCAAAAGUUUCUACGGCAAGGCGACAAAAACCGCAACGUUUCGCCGUACGAGAUGCUAGGUGCCUUUUACUUGCGCCUGAUUCGGCUUUUUGAGUAUUACGGUGCCUACGAUGGGGUGAUGACGCUGGUUCAUUCAGCAAUCGACAGUACAAUUCAGCAAAAGCAGCAGGCCAUGUUCCAGAGCAUUGAGUUCAGCAGCCAUAUCGAACUGGGCCACUACGAAGAGGCAUACAACGCGCUGACCAAAAAUUGUGAACCAGCCCGUAAGAAGGACUGUUUGCGUCAGCUCAUUUGUUUGCUGUUCUCGGUGCGCCGCUUAGACAUACUGAUGGAGUUACCGUACUAUGGUUUGGAGGAGGAGUUUACCAACAUCGUUGCAAUGAAUGCCAGAUCGGCCGACAUUGCCGACGGAGUGCAGUACGAUUUUCUGUACUCUUUUUUCACCAACAAACAAAAUCUACGGAAAGCCGCCAUUACUGCGUACGAGGAAGCAAUGCGUAACUACGCGGAGUGUAAUAGCUACGAUCAUUUGAAUCGUUACUAUGGUUCCUUGUUGAAAUGUCUCAAUUCGCUGGCCAUCAUAAACCCACGCUACGCAUGGAUACUGCGACCGCUACAGGAAAACCCUCGUCCACAGCAGCUGACAUCGAACAGCGGUGAAGAUAGAAUUCAAAUCGUUGAAAUGAAAGAUCUUGAAGAGCAACUAAUGAGCACCCACUGCGCGCUACAGCUAUCCCAGAGUAGUGAUGGAUUCAAGGUUGUGACUUCCCUUGAACCGAUCGGACUGAUCGCACUUUUGCUGAGCCGCAAAAUGUACCAUUUAGCCUCCAAACUGGCUCACUGCCGGGCACCGACCAUGGUUCCAACGGUGUACGAGCACCUGUGUAGCUCGUGCCUCGCCAUCACCGGGUCCGAUCCAGCAAUAGCAAACAACACCGUUAGCUGGCUGAACGAAAACUGCAUCUCGGACGUGACGGUUGGCUCGGAUGCUGCUAGUACGGCGUGGAACUAUUUGCGUCACCUGUUGGCUCAAGAGGGCCCUGAGCUUGCGGCCGAAUCCUAUUUGGCCGUACUGAAUCGUGUGCUGUCGCGAGGAGCCUACGCACCCACGUGGCUAAAGGAUUGGUGCUUCGAACACGUCCCUUCGAAGCUAAUUCGCGCCUUUCUAUCCCAUGGACGGCUGGAAGAAGCCUACGAGCAGACGGUGGAACUGUUUCAGGCACGGUUUUUCAGCACCGGCCGAUUCAGCCAUCAAACCCUGUUUCCGUUGACUGUCUGCGAGCAUCUGGUGUACGAGCUGGAACAGGCUGCCAAUUAUCCAAAAGAAAAGGAUCAUAUUGAGCGCUAUUUGCGAAUGAUUGAAGUGACAUUUUGAGGUUGCAACGUCCAAUUGUGCUUAUUAUUCAAUGGCAUUUACCAUAUAAAUAAACUCUUUUUUCUCGAUCAAUAAU
Anopheles aquasalis is the source of this 4237-nucleotide messenger RNA. It is a transcript of the gene Nup160, whose product is annotated as nuclear pore complex protein Nup160. Gene Ontology annotation, molecular function: structural constituent of nuclear pore. Gene Ontology annotation, cellular component: nuclear pore. The record is from RefSeq and is a predicted model, not a curated record. Lineage: Eukaryota; Metazoa; Arthropoda; Insecta; Diptera; Culicidae.